AUGCCUCUUCCUAACAAUGAAAUCUAGUUUCAUAAUGUUGAGGCUUAAGAAAAGAAGAAUAUAUUGCAAGGUGCUUCUGGGGUUGAAGAUGUUAGGAAUAACUUAAAGGAGCAAUAUAAGAGGGAAAUUACUGAUUAAUACAUGUAAAGGGAAAGGUCUAAAUCAAACAAGAGAGACGCUUAUAUGUAAAGAGUAUAGUCACAGCAAUAGAUCUAAACAGGUCUUGCCAUGGGUGGAAACGGCUAAGGAAUCAAUACAUAAAGGCAAAUACCACCAAGCAGCAACUCAAAUUCUAGAUUUAAAUACUCCUACUUUAACAUAAACAACAAUAAUGGAGGGAUGACACCUUAACAUAUUGAAAACAAGAUUACUUAUCAUGAUAUUUAACCUGGCAAUGCGAACCAUGAUCCAAACAAUAUUUUAGAUAAACCUUAAACAGCGAUGUCUAGGCCUAUGACUCAAGGAGCUGAUAAGGAUAAGAAGGCUUAAUAUAUAGGAGGAGCAGGGGCACCCUUGAAAGAUUAGAAUGGCCAGACUAUCACAAUCAGGAAUCCUCAUAUGCAUUAAUAAUUUGAGAGGAAACCAAAAGGCAUACUCAAAAAACAAGAUGAAAAAUUCGACUACUAUAGAAGUGACAAUAAAAGUAGAGGAGGUGGCGGCGAUAACUUCUAGAAUUUUUAACCACCCUAAUAAUAGUUUCAACCAUAAAAUAUUUAGCCAUAGAUUUAACCUUAGCCUUAAUUCAAUUUUGAUCCCCCAAACUCAACUCCAUAUAAUUUGCCAAAUAGUCUAGCUGAUUUUCCAAAAGCUGAUUACAUAGUAAAUAUUGGAGAUCCAAUAAAGAAUGAAAUCUAACAGAUACCUCCAUCAACUACUCAGAUGCCUAAUAUGAAUGCAGAAUAGUUUAAUUAAUUUGCAAAUCAAUUAGUACUUUACUUGCACUAGGAAAGGAUGGCAAGAGAAGCUGAGAAGUCCCAAAAGAAUACUUCCUAUGACUUAGAAUUAGAUAGGAUAAGAUAGGAAAGGCUGAAACUUCAAUAAGAUCAUGAAAAGAAAUUGAAGCAGAGAGAAGAUGAAUAUGCUGAGUUGCAUAAAGCAAAUAUGGAGCGUGUUAAUGAAUUAUGGCAAAAGAAAGUACAUGAUGAAAGAAAGAGAUUUGAUACUAUGCGUAGUAUGAAGAUAGCCAAGGCUUAGGAAGGAGAGGAAUCAAUAUUAUUGACAGAAUCUUUUCCUAAUAUUUUAGAGCAAGAAUUGAGGACUUAGGUCUAGGACUUGACUAGUGAAAUCUAAAAAAAUACUGUACUGGCUCAACAGAAGAUGAAUGAACUAUAAUAAGCUAGCAAUCUAAUUGAAGAAGAAAGAUUAGAAGCGGAGAGAUAAAUUCAUGAUCUCAACGAUUAAAUGUAUAAGAUGAAAUAUGAUGAUGUGAUAAGGCAUAAAUAUGUAUAUCAAUAGCUUUUGACUAAUAAAGAAGAUGCUGAUGCUAAACCACCUAAUUAUGUUCCCUAGCUUUUACCCAGACGGAAAAAUUUAGAUUAUAUAGCAGAUAUUCCUAAUGCUUAGGAAGUGAAUAUUCCUAUGAAAUUUUAUGAUAGUGAUAGAAAAUAUUAUAAUACUAAAACUGAUCCUUUGUAUCAUACAAAGCCCCUUGGACAUGAUGUGUUUACAACUGAUAUUAUAAAAUAAAAGAAAGAGUUAGGUGUGAUGGAUAAUAAAUGGUAUGAUUAGGAAUUAAACUAUGAUAGUAAACUAUAUGAAUUUGGAGUUAGUCAUUUGAACUAAGGGUUAUAUAGCAAUAAUGUUGGAUAUAUUGAUAGUAAUAGAUUGCCUGAUAGAUUUGGAGGAUUUACUUCUGGAUUACAUUCAAUGAAUUACAAAAGCACUGGACAUUUAGGGGCACUAAACUCUGAUAAUUAUAAUAAAGAUAGAGAUUUAAGUAAAAAGCCUCUUGAUUCUGUAAGCAAAUUCACCUACUUAUGA
Molecule: messenger RNA, 1980 nt
Organism: Stylonychia lemnae
Lineage: Eukaryota; Ciliophora; Spirotrichea; Sporadotrichida; Oxytrichidae
Source: the annotation of a GenBank genome assembly